Molecule: messenger RNA, 656 nt
Organism: Durotheca rogersii
Lineage: Eukaryota; Fungi; Ascomycota; Sordariomycetes; Xylariales; Xylariaceae
Exons: 1
Source: RefSeq, a predicted model, not a curated record
ACUGCACGCACAUCACCGCAUCGCGACGUCAUAAACGAGGCAACAUCGCCUACUGGCCGGCCGACUUCGGCCCGCCAGCACGUCGGGGAAGAAGAAAAAAAUUAAACCAGGCGGGCGUCAGCUCGUCAGGGGAAAAGGACAGGAGAGAGAUCUGGUAACACGUGCAGAUUCGUACGCCCCAGUGGUAACGAACCAGUCGCGGCUGAGCGAUCGGACGGGGCCCUUGUGCGAUGGAACGUGGAAGACUUGCCUGCAUACAUACCGACCCUACCUCCCUAUAGAUUCGUGUAAUGACAUUGCUGAAAAUGCGCUGUCGGGCAUGGGUAUGUUUUCGCCCCCCUCCCUUUGAUUUUUCCUUUCGCCUCUUUGCUCUUCUCUCCCUUGUUCCGUUCGGGGAGUGUCGUGAAGAUCUCUUGGUCGGGAGAAUAAGCCAACCGUCGACUUGCCUUGUUGUCUAUAACGACACCGGCAUACGUUCGCCACGGAUGACGGAGAGCUUAGGAAUCUCAUGCCAAGGUUCGAGGGCGGAGAUAACUAGCUAACGCCUAAACGCUAGCGGUAAUGCCUCGCACAGGCCCGGCACCUGGGUACCUGUAUCUACCUACCUGCCCUACACACAGGCCGUAAGUGGGUAUGUACCUACUUAUGGCGCCAUA